Ctenopharyngodon idella (grass carp) is the source of this 3789-nucleotide messenger RNA. It is a transcript of the gene lonrf1, whose product is annotated as LON peptidase N-terminal domain and ring finger 1, like. The transcript has 12 exons. Gene Ontology annotation, molecular function: protein binding. The record is from RefSeq and is a predicted model, not a curated record. Bases 128 to 2404 code for a protein of 758 amino acids. NCBI's taxonomy places the organism in Eukaryota, Metazoa, Chordata, Actinopteri, Cypriniformes, Xenocyprididae.
ACGUAACACUCGGACAAAACGACUGUAUGUGGAGGAGCGCGAGUCACUACGUUCUCUUGUACUGUGAACUAUAAGAAUGCUUUGACAUUUAUUUAUUGUUUUUGUCAAAUUAGUGGCGUAUCUGUGAAUGUCACUCGCAAGCAUGUCGUUGCGAAGACUAGACCAAGAAUAUGCUUUGGAGGAAAGGGGACGGUUUUUUAUAUCAUCGGAAACAGAAGGCGACUGGGACGAGGAUAGCCAUGUCGAUCACCGUCAGCUUGUUUUAUUCAAAGCCGAUGCUUUAGCGUCGGAAAAUCGUCUUAAAGAGGCUGUCGAUAUGUUUGCCAUGGCUCUCCGAUAUGGCCCUGUCCGGCCAGACCAGCUGAGCAGUUUAGUCGGAUGCGUUCUGCGUAACUUCAAGAAGAAAUCAGAAGAGUCGACUGCAAAAAGUGAGCCGAACUGGACACAAGAUUGUGAAUUUGACUGCCCUGGUUGUCAUAGUUUCAUAGCCGAUCCCGUGACGGUGACAUGUGGACAUACGUAUUGUAGAAGAUGUUUACAACAUAGCGCUUUUUCUAAAUGUAAACUGUGCAGUGAAGACAUUAGGACGAGGCCUGGGGAACCCCGACUGAAUGUGAUCUUAUGUGGACUUUUAGAGAAGUGGUUCCCAGAAGACGUCAAAAGAACUAAAUAUAUAGAGGAAGCUGAAACCCUAUUGAAGAGUAAACAGUACGAGAACGCUAUUGCACUAACGAGUCAGUUAUUAGAAUCUGACUCUAGUAAUGUGUGGGUGCAGGUGUGCCAUGCCGAGGCUCACAGAGGACUGAAGCAGUACCGUCAGGCUUUGGAAAACUGGGAGUCCUGCCUGAUUGCUGCCCCAUACCCAGAGGGGUAUUUCCGGAAAGCAAAAAUUCUCCAAGAGAUGGGUCAUGUGGAUGAAUCCCUGCAAGUCUUCCUUCAGUGUUUGGCAUUGGAUGAAAACUUCCAUCAGGCAAAACAAGAGGUGGAAAUGAUCUUGCAUGACCUGUUGGCUCCAGCCUGUGAUAAUGUCAAGGUUGGAUUGAGAGAGACAACCCACAGCACUUCCUUUCACCUGCGCAGUAAAACCCUGGUGUCUGAUGGCCAGAAUCCAGACCAGCAGACCCAGUUGCAAGCCCAGCACCAGUCGGUGCUCAACACUCAGGCAGCAUCUGCCCACCUUCCCUCUAAAUCCUCAGAGAAACCAGGUCGAUCCGAAAGUCUGGAGCGCUCCGGCCUGAGCAGAGCUCACUCCCUUCGUGCUCACGGGAUAGGGGGAACUGUAGAGGAGGGGCUUAAAAGAGUUAGCUCCGCCCCCCAGUUGGGUGACCCAGAAAAAGGCGCGCUGCUAAAGAGGAAGCUGUCUGUGUCUGAAGCAGGGCCUGGCGUGGCUUACAGCCAUGGCAGUAAAUAUAAAAAGCAAGUAGUGACUGCCAGUGCAGCUACUCCUGUGGUUACUGAGGAAACCAAGUCCUAUCAAACGCUGCCAAAAGACCUGCUGGACCCAAAUGAUUUUGAGUGCUCUCUCUGUAUGAGAUUAUUUUAUCAACCCGUCACGACACCCUGUGGUCACACAUUCUGCAAAAACUGUCUGGAGCGCUGCCUAGACCACAAUCCCCAGUGCCCUCUCUGCAAAGAAAGCCUGAAAGAGUAUCUUGCCUUUAGAAAGUACACAGUCACACAAGUGCUGGAUAACAUCAUUAAGCAGUAUCUAUCCAAGGAACAUUCAGAGAGACUGAAACUGCAUGCGGAGGAAACAAAAGAGCUCUCAGAUUUAACAAAGAAUGUGCCCAUCUUUGUUUGUACCAUGGCCUACCCGACUGUGCCUUGCCCCCUUCAUGUGUUUGAGCCACGAUACCGUCUCAUGAUCCGACGCUGCAUGGAAACCGGGACACGUCAGUUUGGCAUGUGCAUCAGCGACCCACAGAAAGGGUUUGUGGACUUCGGCUGCAUGCUUCAAAUCCGCAGCGUACAUUUCCUCCCAGACGGGCGCUCUGUUGUGGAUACAAUCGGAGGAAAGAGGUUUCGCGUCCUUUCACGCGGAAUGAGAGAUGGAUACUGUAUUGCCAACAUCAAGUAUCUGGAAGAUAUGAAAGUAAAUGAUGAGGAAGAAUUGGAAAAGCUACAGGUGUUACAUGAUCAGGUGUACGACCAGGCCCGUAAAUGGUUCCAGAACCUGGAGAACCGCUUUCGGAACCAGAUCCUGCAGCAUUUUGGGCCAAUGCCUGAGAGAGAGGCUGAUAUCCAGGCCACACCUAAUGGUCCAGCGUGCUGUUGGUGGCUGCUAGCUGUUCUUCCUGUUGAUCCACGUUACCAGCUGUCUGUCCUCUCCAUGACAACACUAAAAGAACGACUAAUCAAGAUCCAACACAUCCUCACCUACCUGCAGAACCUCCCCAGAGACUAGAGCUUCCACACAAACACACAGAGAACUCCCUGUCCCUCUGCUGGCCAACAUGCAAACACUCUAUGGUGCUGACUGACGAAGAACUAAUGAGAUUCCAAGGAGAAUCCACUGAAAACCGAGCACAGAUUUCCAUCUGUGGGGUUAGAUGUAAUUCAUGCAGAGUUAUAAGAACAAAAUGUUUUUUGUUGUUUCAUACCGAUCUGUUCAUCACCAUCAGUUUUCACGACAUCCCUUCCUGUAGUAUUUAUUGUUCAGCAGCCUGUCCGAUUUCAUUUAGGAGAAACAAUCUACUUAAAAUUCUGUUUCCGUCAGAUGCCCGUAGCCUCCAUACAGAGCUUUGAGGGCAGAAAUGUUGCUGGAGAGCAUUCCAACAUUUUCAACAUGAUCAUGCUGUGUGUUGAAGUGGACAGGGAGCAUCUGCAAAAAGGUGAAUUUUCGGGCACCAAGAUAGAAGGCCAUUUUGAAUCACUUAAAACUCUGGAGAAACAAAAGCAGAAAUAUUGCUUCUGAGCAUCCAGCUGAGCUUUCUGUCUUGACCUGUUAAGCACGCACAAGAGGUUGUUGUCGCACAACAGCGGAGUUGCCUAAGACAGAGAAAACUCUGAAAAUGCACUUGUAUUCAUUUGUGUUACUUUUGCAGUACUGAGCGUUAAUGAAGCUUGCACGGUCCCGUCCUGUCUCAAACUUUCAGCUCAUAGAUGGGCACGAUACUGUUUAGCAUAGGUUUAUUUCAUGCUGAGGAAAUAAUAGGACUUCCAAAUAUCUCCGUAGUUUAGUUUCAGACGUAUCAUUAAUUUUUACUGUGAGUUUGCUUUCAAAACAGCAAAAACAACACGUCACCAUAUUGCAAGAGUCUCUCUUGGGUACAAGCUGCACUCUGUCAAAUUCUUUAAAGAUCAUUUUUGAGAAUGAGAUUGAGAUAUUGAUGUAUUUUAUUUCAAAUCGCAAAGGGAAACUUGCAAUAUUUUGACUGAUGAAAAACUAAACUAAUCGUUAGCUGCAACCAGCACCAUACUGAAAGGAGACCCAGCAAGCAUUCUGCAUAUUGACAGUCAUGAAUGCUAACUCACUAGCUCAUACCUGUGUGGUGCUUGUUGUGUGCAGACUAAACUAACUUUUGCCUUAUAAUACCUUGUUGCAUUCUGCUACUAUGGUAUAAUGCAUCGGCUUGGGUUUUUGCACUCUUGUUGCCAGAGAAAUAAUUCUGUGGUUUAAUUUACUUCAUUCGCCUCUUGGCCAAAAUCCUUUCAGUGUAUAGAAUAUGUCAAAUAAUGGCUGUUGUAUGUAAAUCAUUUUGUUUUGAAUUUUUUUUUUUUUUUUUUACAGCUAUGCUCAAAUAUUUAAGUUGUCAAUUUUCAAAUAAAAUGCACAUUUUUUUCAUUGUA